UAGCGCCAUACACUCAAAUCCCUGCCCAGUUACUCAGUUGUCAGCUGCAAACUCGAAAAGCACCCUCUCUCUCUUAUCCCCUCUCGUCGCAGCAUCACACAACGCCUUUCUAAUGGUAGCAUCGCACUGAUCUACAGCGCGACACAGCCUCCUGCGGAAUCCUACAGUGCAGCGAUUUUCAAGGCAUAAGUGCGUCCGCGUUUGGGAUGGGAGGUAUUGCGAGCCCGCCGGGUCUGAGCGCACUCGGAGCGGCAUAGUGGCUGGACAGGGACUCGCUUAUCUGGAGUGUUGAUGGGAUCCUGCUGCUAUUUCCUUUCGCGCUGGAUUCUCUUGCUUUUUAACUAACACGUCGCAGCCGGGGAUUUAAAACUGACCAAAUCAUAAAGAAGCCUCACAGCCCUGUGGAUUAGGAUAUCAAAAGGCGUUUAUUUUUACGCAUCUCGUUGUAAUUUGGGAGUAAAGGAGUUGGGAUUCAUCGGAACGUGCCUGUUACCGCAGUGUCAAUGCGACUGCGGCUGUGAACUGAUAUCCGCAGCGAUUACAGGUAUAGAAUGACCUCAAUCCCAAGAGAGGCCUGAUCACGGAUUGGCUGAGAGUACUGGACUGAGCCCCUUCUAGCCCUCCCUGAAACCCCGGACCAUGGAGUCCCACCACACCAGGACACGGACUUCCUGUCUGACCCUUUGCUGCUUCCUGUUGGCCCUGGCCCUCCCUCUCUCCUUGGCAUCCAGGCCCCUCCCCCAUGCCCCCGACGGCGCCGCCAUCAUCACCGCCUCCAUCGACGCAGCCGAGGAGGAGGACUAUAGCACGUUCAGCGCCGAGAACCCUGAGUGGAAGUUCAACCACGUGGCCGUGGACGAACGCAACGGCAACGUGUACCUGGGAGCGGUCAACCGCAUCUACAAACUCUCCCCCGACCUAAACGUACAGGUGUACCACGAGACUGGCCCCGACGAGGACAACCGCAAGUGCUACCCACCACGCAUCGUGCAGCCCUGCAGUGAGCCUCUAUCUCUCACCAACAACGUCAACAAGAUGCUGCUGAUGGACUACCGGGAGAACCGGCUACUAGCCUGUGGUAGUCUCUAUCAGGGCAUCUGUAAACUCCUCCGCCUGGAUGACCUGUUCAAGCUGGGAGAGCCCUUCCACAAGAAGGAGCACUACCUGUCCGGGGUCAACGAGAGCGGUUCGGUGUUCGGCGUCAUCGUGUCGUACGGGGACUCCUCGCCCGACAAGCUGUUUGUGGCCACGGCAGUGGAUGGCAAGCCCGAGUACUUCCCCACCAUCUCCAGCCGCAAGCUGGCGCGCAACUCGGAGGAGGACGGCAUGUUCGCCUACGUCUUCCACGACGAGUUUGUGGCAUCUAUGAUCAAGAUCCCGUCAGACACGUUCACCAUCGUGCCUGACUUCGACAUCUACUACGUCUACGGAUUCGGCUCGGGUAACUUUGUCUACUUCCUUACACUGCAGCCGGAGAUGGGGAACGGGCCGACCGCCGGCUCCUCCUCUGCGGGGCGGGAACAGGUGUACACUUCUAAAAUAGUCCGGCUGUGUAAAGACGACACAGCGUUUAACUCGUAUGUGGAGGUGCCCCUGGGCUGUGUGAAGGGCGGCGUGGAGUACCGGCUCCUACAGGCAGCCUACCUCUCCAAGGCGGGUGCCAUAUUGGGGCGCUCGCUUGGUGUGGGGCCCGACGAUGACGUCCUCUUCACCGUCUUCUCCAAGGGCCAGAAGCGGCGGCCGCGCGAGGCCUCGCAGGAGUCAGCGCUGUGCGUGUUCGCCCUGCGGGAGAUCAACGAGCGCAUCAAGGAACGGCUGCAGUCGUGCUACAAGGGUGAGGGCACCCUGGACCUGGCCUGGCUCAAGGUCAAGGACAUCCGCUGCAGCAGCGCUCUCCUAACCAUCGACGACAACUUCUGUGGCCUGGAUAUGAAUGCUCCGCUGGGGGUGUCAGAGAUGGUGCAGGGCAUCCCUCUGUUCUCCGACUCCACCGACAAGAUGACCUCGGUCAUCGCCUACGUCUACAAGAACCACUCUCUGGCCUUCGUGGGCACCAAGAGCGGGCGCAUCAAGAAGAUCAGGGUAGACGGGCCUUCCCACGGUGCAUUGCAGUACGAGGUGAUCCAGGCAGUGGAGCGAGGGCCAAUCCAACGGGACAUGGCCUUCUCCCCCGACCACCACUUCCUAUACGCCAUGUCAGAGACACAGAUGACGAGGGUGCCAGUGGAAGCCUGUGGCCAGUACUCCACCUGCAGCGAGUGUCUGGGCUCAGGAGACCCUCACUGUGGCUGGUGUGUCCUGCACAACAUGUGCACCAGGAAGGAGAAAUGCGAGCGAUCGGCCGAGCCCCGGCGAUUCGCCUGGGACAUCAAGCAAUGUGUCCGCCUCAGUGUCCACCCCAGCAACAUCUCAGUGUCCCAGUUCAGUGUCACGCUGAUCCUGGAGGCCCAUAACGUCCCAGAGUUGUCUGCAGGGGUCAACUGUACCUUUGAGGACCUGGCUGAAAUGGACGGUCUGGUGGAGGGGAAUCGCAUCAAGUGCAGCUCGCCUGCCGAGAAGGAGGUGCCCCGCAUCAUUGUAGACAAAGGUGAUCACCAGAUAGUUCAGCUCUACCUCAAGUCCAAGGAGACGGGCCUGGUCUUCGCCAACACCAGCUUUGUCUUCUACAACUGCAGCGUCCACAAGUCGUGUUUGUCAUGUGUGAGAAGCCCCUACCAGUGCCACUGGUGUAAAUACAGACACGACUGCACCCACGACCCACGCACCUGCUCCUUCCAGGAGGGACGCGUCAAGAAGCCAGAGGAGUGUCCCCAGCUGCUGCCCACCGAGCGCAUCCUGGUGCCGGUCAACGUGGUGAAGCCCAUCACCCUGCGGGCCAAGAACCUUCCCCAGCCACAGUCAGGACAGCGGGGCUAUGAGUGUCUGCUCACCAUCCAGGGCGUGGAGCAGCGGGUGCCCGCGCUCCGCUUCAACAGCAGCAGUGUUCAGUGCCAGAACACCUCGUACUCAUAUGAUGGGAUGGAGAUGAGCAGCCUCCCUGUGGACCUGACGGUCGUCUGGAAUGGAGACUUCAGCAUCGACAACCCCGCCGACAAUAAAGUCCACAUAUACAAGUGUGACGCCCAGAGGGGCAGCUGUGGGCUGUGUCUGAAGGCAGACCCCCUGUUUGGCUGUGUGUGGUGCAAGGGGGAGAACCGCUGCACCCUCAAGCAGCACUGUCCCCAGCCUGAGAGCCAGUGGCUGGAGAACAAUGGACUCAACAGCAAGUGUACACACCCACGCAUCACCCAGAUCACUCCACUGCGGGGGCCUCGGGAAGGGGGCACCCUGGUAACCAUCCGGGGGGAGAACCUGGGCCUGGACUUCAGUGAGAUCCAGGGGAACGUCAGGGUGGCCGAGGUGGACUGUACCCCCGUCCGCGAGGGAUACAUCCCCGCAGAACAGAUAGUGUGUGAGAUGGCGGUGGCAACGCAGAGCCAGUUCGCCAACUACGUGGAGGUGUGUGUGGGGGGUGUGGGGGUCAGAGAGUGUCCAAAGGAGUUCAGGGCCAUAUCCUCCAAGUACUACUACUUCGUGGUCCCCAGACUGAUCCGCCUGAAGCCCAGCCGAGGGCCCGUCUCCGGGGGAACCAUCGUCAACAUCACCGGUAGCAACCUGGACGCCGGGAGCAACGUGUCCAUCAUGUUCAAAGACCAGAAGUGCACCUAUCACAGGAGGGGCGGCCAGUGGAUCACGUGUCGCUCCCACGCCUCGCUGCAGGGCUAUGGAAACGUCAGUGUGUCAGUGACGGUGGACAAGGCCCGGAUCCAGAAAGACUUGAAGUUUGAGUACGUGGAGGACCCCACUAUCAUCAAGCUGGAACCCGAGUGGAGCAUCUUCAGUGGGCACACACCUGUGACCGUGACCGGCACCAACCUGGACAUCAUACAGAGCCCCCUUAUCAGAGCCAAGUACAACGGUCGAGAGACGGUCAACAUAUGCCAGGUGUUCAGCCCCAUGUCCAUGCUGUGCCAGGCCCCAGAGCUGCCCAUCAGCCUGGGCAGGCAGAGGGAGGUGCCAGCACGGCCUGAUGAGUUUGGCUUCAUCCUGGACGACGUGCAGGCCGUGCUGGCCCUCAACAACACGGCGUUCAUCUACUACCCCAACCCCGAGUUCGAACCCCUCCAUGUGUCCGGGGUGCUGGAGCUCAAGCCUGGCUCACCCAUCAUACUGAAGGGGCGGAACUUCCUCCCUCCCACCAAUACCAAUGGCAAUAACGGCAAGCUGAACUACACGGUUCUGAUUGGUGAUAAACCUUGUCUGUUGACCGUGUCAGACAACCAGCUGCUGUGUGAGUCGCCCAACCUGACGGGGCGACACAAAGUCCUGGCCCGUGUGGGCGGCAUCGAGUUCUCCCCGGGCGUGGUCCACAUCACGUCAGACAGUCCGCUGAGUAGCACAGCCAUCAUCAGCAUCGCCGGCGCCGGCGCCCUGCUCAUCUUCUUCAUUGUGAUAGUGCUCAUUGCCUACAAACGCAAGUCACGCGAGAGCGACCUCACCCUGAAGAGGCUGCAGAUGCAGAUGGACAACCUGGAGUCUCGUGUGGCCCUGGAGUGUAAAGAGGCCUUUGCCGAGCUGCAGACAGACAUCCAUGAGUUGACCAGUGACCUGGGCGGAGUGGGCAUCCCUUUCCUGGACUACAGGGCCUACACCAUGAGGGUCCUCUUCCCUGGCAUAGAGGAGCACCCUGUUCUUAGGGACCUGGAGGUGCCGGGCUACAGACAGGAGCAGGUGGAGAAGGGCCUGAAGCUGUUCGGCCAGCUCAUCAACAACAAGGUCUUCCUGCUCUCAUUCAUCCGCACGCUCGAGUCGCAGCGCGGCUUCUCCAUGCGCGACCGCGGCAACGUGGCCUCGCUCAUCAUGACAAUGCUGCAGAGCAAACUGGAGUACGCCACCGACGUCCUCAAGCACCUGCUCUCUGACCUCAUCGACCGCAACCUGGAGAGCAAGAACCACCCCAAGCUGCUGCUCCGAAGGACGGAGUCUGUGGCAGAGAAAAUGCUGACUAAUUGGUUCACCUUCCUGCUCCACAAGUUCUUAAAGGAGUGUGCGGGUGAGCCCCUCUUCUCCCUCUUCUGUGCCAUCAAGCAGCAGAUGGAGAAAGGUCCCAUCGACUCAAUCACUGGCGAGGCGCGCUACUCGCUCAGUGAGGAUAAGCUCAUCAGACAGCAAAUCGACUACAAGACGCUGGUGGUGAACUGCAUCCACCCAGACAAUGAGAAGAGCCCUGAGAUCCAGGUGAAGGUGUUGAACUGUGACACCAUCAGCCAGGUGAAGGAAAAGAUCCUGGACGCCAUCUACAAGAACGUUCCCCACUCCCACAGACAGAAGGCCUCUGACAUGGACCUAGAGUGGCGCCAGGGCAGAGGUCAGCGUACGAUCCUGAUGGACGAAGACCUCUCCACCAAGAUCGAGAGUGACUGGAAGAGACUCAACAUGCUUACUCACUACCAGGUGCCUGAUAACUCCGUGAUGGCCCUGGUCCCCAAGCAGGUUACGGCCUACAACUCGGUCAACAACUCCACUGUGUCCAGAACCUCGGCCAGUAAAUACGAGAACAUGAUCAAGUACACGGGGAGCCCCGACAGCCUGCGCUCGCGCACGCCCAUGAUCACGCCCGACCUGGAGAGUGGGGUAAAGGUGUGGCACCUGGUCAAGAACCACGAGCACGGGGACCAGAAGGAGGGAGACCGUGGCUCCAAGAUGGUCUCUGAGAUAUACCUGACCAGGCUGCUGGCCACCAAGGGCACUUUACAGAAGUUUGUGGAUGACCUGUUUGAGACCAUCUUCAGCACGGCCCACCGAGGCAGCGCCCUGCCCCUGGCCAUCAAGUACAUGUUUGACUUCCUGGACGAGCAAGCUGACAAGCACAGCAUCCAUGACCCGCAUGUCAGACACACAUGGAAAAGCAACUGCCUACCUCUGAGGUUCUGGGUGAACGUGAUCAAGAACCCCCAGUUUGUGUUCGACAUCCACAAGAGCAGCAUCACGGACGCCUGUCUGUCUGUGGUGGCCCAGACCUUCAUGGACUCCUGCUCUACCUCCGAACACCGCCUGGGCAAGGACUCACCCUCCAACAAGCUGCUCUACGCCAAGGACAUCCCCAGUUACAAGAGCUGGGUGGAGAGGUACUACUCAGACAUCAGUAAGAUGCCGGCCAUCAGUGACCAGGACAUGAAUGCGUACCUGGCAGAGCAGUCCCGGAUGCACAUUAACGAGUUCAACAGCAUGAGCUCCCUCAGUGAGAUCUACUCCUACGUGGGCAAAUACACAGAGGAGAUUGUGUGUGCGCUGGAGCAGGACGACGCCGCCAGGAAACAGAGACUUUCCUUCAAGCUGGAGCAGGUGGUGGCCUUCAUGAGCCUGGAGAGCUGAGGACCGCACUUCCCAGGGCGCACUGGGAGACCCGUCAGAAACCGAGCCGUGCCUGAGCAAAGACCUGUCCAUCUAUCUCUUCACCAUCAUCAUCAGCAUCAGAACUCCUCUCCUUUUCAAAUACACAUUUCCCUUUUUCUUCCUCUUCCUCUUCCUGACAAGUGUUUGGCAUCUCAUCCGCUCAGCUUCAUAGGACGUGUAGAGAAGACUGGCUGAUGGACUGACUGGAGAGGCGGCAGAGCUGGGGAAUGCUUUUCCCACCAUGCAAUGGGAAGGCCUCAUCCCAGCUUUGCUGCGUAGAAGAGUCUGAUGGAGGGGUGGUUGUCUGCCAGCUCACCAUAUCGCCAUCAUUUACACCUUCAUGUUGGGGGAGAAACAAACAAAUAUUCUCUUUAUGUUGCCUUUCAAAAUAACGCUGACAGCAAAGUCUUUUGCAACCACAAUGUUGGGCGUCAAUUUGUUCAGACUUUCUGAAUAGGAUAUUAGUCAAUGAAACUACUACAAAGUACAGUUAAUUGUAGUGCUAUAGUCAACAUCACAUCAAAUGUGGAAAAACUAAGUGGUAUUAUAUCAAUGAGGAAAGCAAAAUGCCCACCUCUGAAGACAAAGAACGGAAGGUUUGCCUGGUUCACACAGUUCCUACUAGUUAUUCAUACAUACUGUAUCUGGAUGAUUGGGAAAUAGGCUAACUCCAGAAUUUGUUUUCUCAAUGUAGCUUUGAGGUGUAUUUAAAGAGACUCCGAUAGGGGCUGGGAAGAGUUAGUGCUUCUUGAAUUUUCCUUUUUUUUCUGUAAACCUGACUGACUUUGUAACACAGAGAAGAACAGAGUCCCCUUUGUGGCAUUGGCGCAAGUCUGCUCCCACCCACCAACCAACCCCUCCAUGUAACUCUAAAGAUAAAACAAUGCUCAUCUUCUGAAUCCGUCUGGCUUGUGUGGUACCUGCUAAAUUAUCCUGACUACUUUAAGACUCAUUAGUGGAGGACAGACCCAGGUCUGUCUGGUCCUCCUCUGUGACAAGAAGCACACGUCCAACUCUUGACCACAGUGACAUGACCACUCUGACAUCUGCAACGGUCAGUCUGACCCGUAUGUGUUGCUAACAGAUGCGGGUCACUCGCCGGUCUAUCAAAGCACACACACAGAAACAGAUACACACUGCAGCUGUCCAAGACCUGUUCUGAGGGAAACUCUACUUCUGAUACACCCUCUGAUCACACUGUCUGAAUACUAGGGGAGCUGACUGACAUCUACUGAGAGGAGGAGAGUGACACUUUACUAGAGCAGUCUUACCAUGGACCCAUGCUUUAUACAUGACAGAGACGGUGUGGUACUGCCUAAAUGGGAUCUGCUGUGCUGAGAGAGUGAGAGUGAGAGUGAGAGAGAGAGAGAGAGAGUGAGAGUGAGAGUGAGAGAGAGAGAGAGAGA
Messenger RNA from Coregonus clupeaformis (lake whitefish), 7841 nucleotides. Its product is annotated as plexin-A4. Gene Ontology annotation, biological process: regulation of cell migration; semaphorin-plexin signaling pathway involved in axon guidance; regulation of GTPase activity. The transcript has 32 exons. The record is from RefSeq and is a predicted model, not a curated record. NCBI's taxonomy places the organism in Eukaryota, Metazoa, Chordata, Actinopteri, Salmoniformes, Salmonidae. Bases 640 to 6414 code for a protein of 1924 amino acids. Gene Ontology annotation, molecular function: semaphorin receptor activity; protein binding. Gene Ontology annotation, cellular component: semaphorin receptor complex.